Molecule: messenger RNA, 1877 nt
Organism: Columba livia (rock pigeon)
Lineage: Eukaryota; Metazoa; Chordata; Aves; Columbiformes; Columbidae
Product: E3 ubiquitin-protein ligase Topors-like
Exons: 2
Coding region: 298-1302 (334 amino acids)
Biological process (GO): protein polyubiquitination; protein monoubiquitination
Molecular function (GO): ubiquitin protein ligase activity
Source: RefSeq, a predicted model, not a curated record
CACCCAGCUGUCUUGUGACUGCACUCCAGCCGAGUGAGUUGGCGCGGUUUGGAGUGUUGAGAGAGACUGUUGUCGGUGCUGGUGUUGUGUUCGGAGAGUUGUUCCUUGCAACUCUCGGUGGGCAACCCCAGAGCCAUCGGAGGAUUUUGCUGGGCCCUGCCAGGAUCAGGCAAGCGGGGCAGGCAGGAGGCGGCUCGCUCGCGGCAGCAGAGUGUGACAGCGGCUGCUGCAGCGCCGGUGAGAGGGAGCAGCUCGACACCCACAGCUCCCGCCAACCCACCGGAGGACACGGAGACCAUGGCCUCGGGGCUGGACACGCGCUGCGCCAUCUGCCUGGAGAGCUGGGAGGAGGCCAGCUACGUGAUGCCGUGCCUCCACCAAUUCUGCUACCCAUGCAUCGUGCGGUGGACUGAGAGCAAGCCUGAGUGCCCCCUGUGCAAGAGGAGGGUGACAUCCAUCUUGCACUCCGUGCGGGGGGAUGACGACUUCCAGGAGCACGUCAUCCCAGCACCUGGGGCACGAGCAGCUGUUGGCCGGCAGGCAGGACGAGCUCCCGCAAAUGCAGCUGCCCGCAGAGCUGCAGCAAGACAAGCAUGGCCUGUGGGGAUGGUGACCGGGGCUGCUCUGCGUGGGCUCCGGCCCAGGGUGCGGGCCUCUUUUUUCCAGGACCACCCGGCUCUCCUGCAGCCCGUCCUGAGCUGGGUGCGCCAGGAGCUGCGCCGGCUCUUUGGGACACGGUCUUCCCGGGCAGGCACAGUGGAGGCGCUCAUCACCCCCAUGCUGCUCCUCUUUGGGCUGGAUGAAGAGCAGCUGGUGCCGCUGCUGGAGGCCACCCUCCAAAACCGAGCGGCGACGUUUGUGCACCGGCUGAUGGACGUCGCUGCGCGACUCUGCAGCAGGGAGGCUGAGCGUCGGCUGGGCCUGGAGGACGGCCAUGCUGCCGCGGAGUGGGAAGGCAGCGCCGUGGCUGCCCCUGGCCCCGCUGUCUCCCCAGGAGGAUCUCCCACGCCUGGCCCAGCUUCCUCCAACAGCUUGGAAGGCGCCAACGUGGACCUCCUCCCCAGCACCUCCGCAGCUGCCCUUCAGCAGGGGCCCGGCAGCCCUCCCUCUGCCCCGAUUCCUACCCCUGGGCUGCAGGCAGAGCCCCAGGAGGAGCCUGACGAGGCUGGACCGCGUCCAUCUUCUCCCAGCCGGGGUAGAGAAGGCAGUUCUGCCGGGCCACGGCGAGCCCUGAAGAGGAAGGCUGGCAGCCCCGAGGACUCUUCUCCAGCCCCGAAGAGGCCCCCCAGCCGGCAGCACUAGAAGAACAGCCCAGGAGCUGCCGAAAGCAGGGCUGGGCCAGCAGCUGGGGCAUGAGCUGGCCCUCUGUGCUUAUCGGUCGGGAAAAGAAAAUAAAGACCUGCUAAGUGCAGAGCAAGUCUCGGUGUUCCUACCAGUGCAGGUGGGGUGUCUAUCCCCAGCCACGCUGCUUCCUCCCCCUUUUCUGGGGCCUGUGCCCACCCUUUCCUCUCAUUCUCCUUAGCAGAGCGGCUUGGGGCUUCUUCCUCUGCUUCUGUGCGGGAGAUUUGAGGGAUUUUCUUGAAGCUAAUGGACAUGAUAUGGAACUGAACUGAAGAGGCCUGUGAGGCCGAUGUGACUGCGGCAGUUGCACAGCCCCCUCUCUCCCUCCCUCCCUCCCUCAACCCUUUUCCUUCCAUGUGGGCACAUCCCCCUCUUCCCCAACACAUCCCCCCUCUCCGGCAAUGGGGCAUUUAUUAGCUCUCUUGUUUAACCUUCUGUUGCUUAGCUAGGUGAGGGGAAGAGCUGCCAAAAGGUUGGGAAGUUUCUGGGUGCCCACAGCCAGAGCUACUUCAGGCAGAAGGGCUGUGUCAGGCAAG